AAGUGAUAGAGUACAAGGAUUACUGACAGAUGAGCAAGAGAAAGAGGGGAGGGACACAAAGAGGGCCAGAGAGGAGGACAGAGCAGGAGGCAGAUUUCCUGUGGCGGGGACUGCAUGCUGUCUUUGUGGCCAGUUAGACCCUUAUUCGGUUAGCCGGCAAGCCAGGCCGUCAGUCAGCAGGGAUGGGUGAUCCAGUGACACUGGUCGAGUCUGCCACCCCUCCCGUUGUCACGGCGAUCCCCACAGUGAUAGCUGGGGAAAUGCAAGAUGGUGCUAAAACCCAAUCAGCCAACAAGAAUGGGAAGAAGGCGGACUCUGGGUCCAGCAGCGGCAGCUUCUUCACCUGGUUCAUUGUCCUGGCCCUGCUGGGUGUCUGGACGUCUGUAGCUGUGGUCUACUUCGACCUGGUCGACUAUCAGGGUGUCCUUGACAAGGCUAAGGGCUUACAAAUUAACCUGUCUGAGGCCUUGCAAGGUAAACUGGUGGCAUACGACACAGAUGGCGAUGGUGAUUUUGAUGUCGAGGAUGCAAAAGUUCUGCUAGCUGAGCAGACUGGAGUACAUGAAGAGAGGAAAAGGAGAUCCAAAGAACUCCCAGUGCCUAGAUUCAGGAGGAGAGAGAGGGAGAAAGCAGGAACCAGAGGAACUAAGAUUCUGGCAGGAAUGAGAGCAGCGUCUCUAGGAUUAGAUGAAACUCCUGGAGAUGCAGCCAAGAGGGGAGCUAAGAAAGGACUGAAAGAGAAAGCUGUCGUCGCCUCCCGUCGUGAAGAAGCCGCUGCCCCAGUGGAGACUCCUGAAGCUGAAGUUGAAUCCACACCAGAAGCUAUUAUUGAGCCUGAACCUGUGCCUGUGGAAGAUGUGAUUGAAGCUGCUGUAGCAGAGGACAUUUCUGCUCCACCACCACCAGAGCCUGAACCUGAGGUAGCAGCUGAGCCUGAGCCUGAAUCAGAACCUGAACCUGAACCAGAGCCAGAGCCAGAGAUUCCUGAGGUGAUUGAGGAAGAGCCAGAGGUGCUGGAGGAGGAGGAGGCUCCUGCUGUGGAAGAAGAUGCCCCUGUGGAGGAGGCAGUGGAGGAGGCUGCUCCUGUGGAGGAGGAGCCAGCAGAGGAGAUGAUGGCCGACGAGCAACAGCCUGCAGAGGAGGCAGCACCUGAAGAGCCUGCAGAGGAGGCUGUAGAGGAGGAACAGGAGGCUGCUGCUGAGGAGGAGCCCACUGCAGAAGAGGAGGCUGAGGAGGUGGCAGCAGAAGUAGAGAGCACUCCUGCUGAAGAAGCUGUUGAGGCUGCUUCUGCUGAAGAAGCUGUGGAAGAGGCUGCUGAAGAAGAGGAGGCUGCAGAAGAGGAGGCUGCCCCUGCUGAAGAGGAGGCUGCCCCUGCUGAAGAGGAGGCUGCUCCUGCUGAAGAGGCGGUAGAGGAGCCCGCUGAAGAGGAGGCUGCUCCUGCUGAAGAGGAGGCUGCUCCUGCUGAAGAGGAGGCUGCUCCUGCAGAAGAAGCUGUUGAGGAGCUCGAUGAAGAGGAGGCUGCUCCUGCAGAAGAGGAAGCUGCUCCUGCAGAAGAGGAGGCUGCUCCUGCUGAAGAGGCGGUAGAGGAGCCCGCUGAAGAAGAAGCUGCCCCUGCAGAAGAAGCUGUUGAGGAGGCAGCUCCUGCAGACGAACCUGCUGAGGAGCCAGCUGUAGAAGAGGAGGCAGCUCCAGCCGAGGAACCUGCUCAAGAGGAGGUAGAACUUGCAGAAGAAGCUGUUGAAGAGGCAGCAGAAGAGGAGGAGGCUGCUGAGGAGACUGCUGAAGAGGAGGCAGUUCCAACAGAAGAAGCUGUUGAAGAGGCAGCAGAAGAAGAGGAGGCUGCUGAGGAGGCAGCUCCAACAGAAGAAGCUGUUGAGGAGGUAGCAGCAGAAGAGGAGGAGGAGGCAGCUCCUUCGGACGAACCUGCUGAGGAGCCAGCUGUAGAAGAGGAGGCAGCAGCAGAAGAAGAAGUAGCAGAGGAACAAAUAGCAGCAGAGACAGAAGAAGUAUACGAGGCAGAGGAGGCAGCAGAAGAAGCAGCAGCAGAGGUUUCUGAGACAGAGGAACAGAUUCAGGACGAGCCCACAGAAACGUAGAGGCUGCCGUCGCAGUCGUCGUGGUGACAGAGCAGGGACCCCACUGAUGUUGCAUCAGCACCACCUGAGCGCGCUCAGACCAACGAUGCACCUCUCCACCUCCAGAGAAACGAUUGAGUCGUUAUGACAACACUCGCCUCUCCUCCCCUCUCCCCCUCCCCCUCCCUCCCUCCCUCCCUCCCUCCCUCCCUCAUCUGUCUCCCCCUCCCUCCCUCUGCUUUCCUUUGAGUCUUUUGGUAUAAAUGUGUGAGAUGAUGGAUGAAUUGUUUACUAAAUAUGGUUCUCCUGUUUUUACCCUUCCUGUUUUCACCUGUGUUCAUGGCCGUUUGGUUCUGUGUGACUGUGCUCUACCUGCAGACAGUCCAUCUCCAAGAGCUGUCUGGAACUUUUAUUUUGAAGUGUCUCAGUGAUGCAGUUUGGCUUCCCGUAGCUAAAUUCUGUUGCCAAGUAAACCGAAGCCAAAGUUCAUAACUUGAGUCCUCAGCAGGGCCGUGGUCUACAGCGAGCUGAUGAAGCUUCACACAUUCAAAACGUCAACAAACAAAAAAGUGAACUCUGAACGCUGAGCUGACGUUUCCUGAUCAGUCCUGCGAUCAGCUCGACGGAGGAAAAGUCUUUCAGAUCAAACUGUCUGCCAUCUCUGUCGCUGCGUGCGUCUCGCUGUGUGUAGUUCUGGUCACACUGUAGAUUCUAUGCAAAGCUGUCGUGACGUCUGUGACCUGCCUCUCUCCACCCUCCCUCCCUCCCUCACCCCAUCCCUCACCCUGUCAGUUUAUUUACCACUCAGUAUGCGUCGACUCCAGGAUGAGCCAUAUGCUAGCACGUGAAUUCAGAGAAAAAGCUUUUGAGAGUGUGUGAGUGUGCGAGUGUGUGUGGAUGUAUUCCUCAUGUACCCCAUGAUGAGUGUGUUCUUGUGUGUUGACAAAUCUUUUUGCUCAUUAAUCCUUCCUGUGAGCUGUGAUGUAGUUUUUUUUUCUUCUCAUUUGUUCUCUAAACACCUUUACCUCUGUGUGUGUGUGUUCUGUAGACUCUGUUUUUGUUUUGUUUGUUUCAUAUUUUCUGAUCCGAUCAUGAGACCAUCGAACGAGUUUGAACUGAAGACACGACUUUGCCUCUUCAGCUCUGUAAGUUUAAACUGUGAUGUAAAUUAGGACACCAUGGUGUGGUGUCAAGAUUCUGUUUGUCAAACGUACUAGCUGGACAAGAUUCAGGCAGGAUAGUUAUCCUGACACAUUUUAACCCUGUGUGACCCAGACCCAGAGUCCAUCAUCUCUGGCUCGCAGAGGGUUAAAUAGAUCAGGGGUCAUAUUCCUGUGGAAGUCGGCCACAACCUGCUGACUGAAACCCUUUAAAUGAAACCUUUGCUUUCUCAGCAUCAGCAGAGAAACUUCACUGCCUCAUUCUCUCUGCGAACAUUUAGCUUUUCUUUCUUUCUGACAUCAGGAUAGAUCGCUGUGUUUUAAUCGUGAUCCACAGUAGAACAAAACAUGACAGAACUCAAAUUGUAGAAUUAAAAAAAGCCAAAUGAGUUUUUGUAUCUUAUUUUGAAGGUGAUGGUCAGACGUGCAGGCACACAUGCUCUGUGCUCCUCAUGUUGUAUUACACCAGUGAUAACUGUGACACUAAGAUAGUUUUGGGGGGACGAUGGGCGCAGCACCGUGGAGAACACAUUUCUGUUGUGAUACUGACAAUAAACAAUAUGUAGAUCUGAUGUCGCAGGCUCAGUUACAGCACACUACACACUACUCUGAGAUGAGGAAGAGAAAAGUCAGACAUUCCUCUGUUUUUCAUUUGCUGUCCCACUCUGUGUCUCUAGUCCUCACAUACUGUAACUACCAGAUUGUUUUUUUUAGGGAUGCAACACAUUCCAGUGGUGUGCAGUAGUCUUUUUGUAGGAUGUCUCAUGUGUGUUUUGGUUUUUUUUCUGUAACACUAGCUGGUGUUUUCUACUUCCUAACACUUUGUACGUCAAUGUGAACUGUAAAACCUUUUUAACAUUGAAUACUACAAUCUUUACCAAGAGAGAGCUUCUAGAUUUUUAAAGAGGAACAUUUUUAAAACGGACUUGGAGAAAUAAAACCUAAUUUUCUGAAAAUGCUUUAAAAGCUUUUUUUUUUUUUUUUUUUAACAAAGCCAUAAGCUGUUUGUGGCAGGCAGGUUUGAAUGGGGCUGUCCCCCAGGACAAACUUCAUUCAUUGUCUAAGAAUUCAAAAGGAAGAGCAAUAACAUAAAAACUGCAGAGGCAACCCACUGCAGCAGCCCGGUGAAACUGAUUUUUCUGUUUUUCAUUACUAAUCUCUGAUCAGAAGUCGUGCACAUGCUGGAAAAAGGUUGAUGACGUGGACAGCCUCUCUUUCAGACUAAGGGGGCAGCAGUCAAACUGCCCUUCUCUCUGCCUCAGUGUCGUCUGCAGAUCCAACACUGUCCUGCAGACACUGACGAUGGUCAUUAAAUUAUUGUGAAGUAAUGAUGGAUUGUGUAAAGUGUCAGUUUUCUGUAAAUGAUCUGUUGCUGCAAUAAAAGGAUUGGGACAACA
Molecule: messenger RNA, 4632 nt
Organism: Larimichthys crocea (large yellow croaker)
Lineage: Eukaryota; Metazoa; Chordata; Actinopteri; Sciaenidae
Gene: asph
Product: aspartate beta-hydroxylase
Exons: 15
Coding region: 183-2096 (637 amino acids)
Biological process (GO): peptidyl-aspartic acid hydroxylation; signal transduction
Cellular component (GO): membrane; endoplasmic reticulum
Molecular function (GO): peptidyl-aspartic acid 3-dioxygenase activity
Source: RefSeq, a predicted model, not a curated record